CAAGUACAAUUUACCGUCCUCCUGACUGGCCUGGUCAACACAAUGGCUGUCCGAGAAGUUCUCCCUGAAGAGUAUGAUGAACUUGAUCAGAAGCUAGAGAAAGAACUGCCUCUGUCCAUAUGUGGACUGGUCCACUUCCGGUUGAUGAGGAGGAAGCACCUGCUGACAGAAAAGAUGGUGUUGGUGGACAGUUGGCCAGACUUCUCUGUCCUUGUUAUCGUGGAUAGACAGAGGAGGGAAAUUUUCCCGAUUGCCGUGUGUUUCUGCAGAGGACCGGACUUUGUAUCAACUCUUGACACAAUGCUUCAUUCUGCUUGGGGAGAAUUGUCGUCCCCUAUGUUUGCUGUUGGUUCAAGCUGUGACGUUAAUGACGCCCUCGUGAAUCAGUACAAGUCAGAAACUUCCUGUCCAUUCCGACAAAAUCACGACAAAGCGGUUGUAUAUACACUGCCUGCGGACAGCAGCGUUCCCAUACCAAUGCCAGAUGGAUUCAGAGAAACCGAAUUAAGUGAACGUCAUCUAGAUGUUUUAUGCAAGACUUGGCCUUAUUCAAAAUCAAAUGAGUUUUCAAGCACAGAGAGAUGGCUGAAAUACCACAUUUGUAACUUCCCGACAGUCUGCAUUGAAACUGAUGAUGGAUGCCCCGUAGCUUGGGAACUUCAGCAGGAGUAUGGUAGCGUUGGGAUGCUGCAUGUAGAACCAGAAUAUCGAAGAAAAAAGCUUGGAAGCAUUGUCUCGAGAACACUGGCGAACAAAUUAAACAAGGGCGGCCAUCUAGUAUUAGCACUGGUUACUGAAAAUAAUGACCCAUCCGUUAAAUUUCACGAGAAAAAUGGUUACGUACGGUUGCCUUUCAAAAUUUCUUUCUUAGGAUGUUUUUUUGAAACAAAACAAUGAAAUUAUUUGUAAUAUUUCUGUUAAUUACUUUUAAAACGUUAGCUUGCAAUAUGUAAUGUAUUUUGUUUGAUUUCGAUUAUAAUUUAGAACAAAUUUGUAGCAAUUUUUUCUGGAAAACCUUUCUAUAUGCGAUUAUUGAAUAUAAAACGUAUUUCUUUCUCUUAAAAUUUUAUUAAAUACUUUUAUUAAAUACUUUUUCAAACGUUAAAUCUUCUUAAGGUAUCCGAUCCAUAAUAACCCAUGUUCAAUGAAUCGGGAUGCAUGACAGAUAAGUAUGGGCUUAUUACUCAAUGAAGGUGACCAUACUUUUCAUGUUUUAGUAUCAGUAUGUAACAGUGGAAUGUGUCCUAAUACUAGACCUUUUCCUGUUAUCAAAUAGUCGUCCCCCUUUGCUUUUAAUCUAUAAAAUUCAAUUCUAACAAAAUUUAUUCGGUAUGAAAUUUGUUUUGAAUAGUGUUAUUAUUUCUAAUGAUUGCAUCUUUCCAUCAGAGCAUUUAUUGAGUAUUUACUUUUUUAUUUUAAAAAAAGUGCCUGUCCCCAUAGACCUUAAUUAUCUUCAAUAAUUAGUUACUGCUUAGUUAAUGAUAUUUUUUUUAAAUUUCUCUCGGUUAAUCUUUUUCUACUCUAUAAUGCUUUGAGUUAAUAUAAGAUAUUUAAUACAUGAUUGAUAUUCAAGGUUAGAAUAAUUAGGUCCUUAUAUGGAUCGGGUACCUUAACUUAGAACUUUGCCUUAUUUAGUGAGAAAACAAAUAAUUUACGCUUCUUACAGGAUUUCUAUUUAAAAAUGUUUAAGAGGAUGAUAUGAAUGGAAUUAAAUUUGCCUCUGUAUCAACUAUAUUGAGUUCAUCUUGUACUUUAUUGUAAAUAUGCACCCCUGAAACAAUAAACUAAUUUGAAAAGCU
Messenger RNA from Magallana angulata, 1799 nucleotides. Its product is annotated as glycine N-acyltransferase-like protein 3. Bases 43 to 897 code for a protein of 284 amino acids. The record is from RefSeq and is a predicted model, not a curated record. Gene Ontology annotation, cellular component: mitochondrion. Lineage: Eukaryota; Metazoa; Mollusca; Bivalvia; Ostreida; Ostreidae. Gene Ontology annotation, molecular function: glycine N-acyltransferase activity. The transcript has 5 exons.